Molecule: messenger RNA, 887 nt
Organism: Drosophila novamexicana
Lineage: Eukaryota; Metazoa; Arthropoda; Insecta; Diptera; Drosophilidae
Gene: Hr83
Product: COUP transcription factor 2
Exons: 2
Coding region: 51-887 (278 amino acids)
Biological process (GO): cell differentiation; regulation of transcription by RNA polymerase II; anatomical structure development
Molecular function (GO): zinc ion binding; nuclear receptor activity; RNA polymerase II cis-regulatory region sequence-specific DNA binding
Source: RefSeq, a predicted model, not a curated record
CCAAUAACACGGCAAUCCAGCUUAGUUGACGCCAAAUACUUGGAGCGUCCAUGUCACUUGUAUCGAUACAUAAUGCCUGCCAGGUGUGCGGAGACCAGAGCUCCGGCAAGCACUACGGUGUCUCCUGCUGCGACGGCUGCUCCUGCUUCUUCAAGCGUAGCGUCAGGAAGGGCACCCACUACACCUGCAUCGCUGUGAAGGGCAACUGUGUUGUGGAUAAGGCACGCCGCAACUGGUGUCCUUUCUGUCGAUUUCAGCGCUGUCUGGUUGUGGGCAUGAAUAUAGCUGCCGUUCAGGAGGAACGUGGUCCACGUAGUCAACAGGCGCAGAGCGCCCAUGGUCGUCGGCUGUUGGCUGUGACGCCUCCGCCACCAUCGCCAGCUGGGCAGACGCUGCACUUCCAGAUACUGGCACAAAUUCUGGUAACAUGUCUUCGCCAGGCGAAGCUUAACGAGCAGUUUCGUCUGCUGGAGCGCGCCCAGCAAGAUGCCAUUUUGCAGGUGGUCUGGAGCGAGUGUUUCAUAUUGCGCGCAUCGCAUUGGUCCCUGGACAUAAGUGCCAUGAUCGAAAGCUGUGGAGAUGUGCAGCUCAAGCUGCUGCUAUCCGAGGCGCAACAGCUGCGCGCCGAUGUUAUGGAGCUGAAUUUUCUAGAAACGCUUAUUUUAUGCCGCAAAGAACUGGCUUUAAACGCUGAUUAUGCCCUGAUCUUGGAGACGCACUCUAAUGGGGCACUCUGCUCCUUGGCUCGCUACACACUCCAUCGAUCCCAUUGGUUACGCUUUGGUCAACUUUUGCUCGGAUUACGUCAGCUCUGUCUGCGACGCUACGAUUGCGCCCUGUCCUGUAUGUUUCGCAACGUAGUUAGGGAUAUUCUGAAAACACUUUAA